UAGUCUCAGUAAUCUCGUAGCUUCGAUCACGUACGCAAUUCAUCCGUAUACUGUGCGCGAGAUUAAGAAUUGAGACUACCGUAUAUUAUACAUGUAUUUUCAGAAGAUCUGGCGAAACGCCAAUUAGACACGGUGGCGUUUAAUUCUGUCGCGGCCAGCUGGAAAUUAUAACACGGAUUUUUCCACUCACUACUUUCGUAUUUCACCGGGAGAUCAAUAUGUGUCUAGCAUCCUUUUUCUUAUUACUCAAUUGUUUGUCAUUCUCGAUAUCGAAGAAUAUCGUGCUAAUUAUUACGGAUGAUCAAGAUUCUGUUCUAGGUGGCAUGACGCCAAUGACAAAUACUCUAAAUCUUAUAGGAAAUCGAGGUGCCACGUUUACAAAUUGCUUUGUAGCCACACCAGUUUGUUGUCCCAAUCGGGCAUCCAUUUUAACAGGGCGAUAUCAACAUACUCAUCUAACGGUAAACAAUUCUGUUGCCGGUGGUUGUAAUAGCGCGCAAUGGCGACGAUUACAAGAGCCGACAACGUUCGGCUCUCUUUUGCAAAAUAUCAUCGGAUACAAAACGUUUUACGCAGGGAAAUAUUUGAAUCAGUAUGGAAAGAAGAAAACAGGCGGUGCGGCUCAUGUACCAUUGGGAUGGGACUGGUGGGCCGGUCUUAUAGGAAACUCAAAGUAUUACAAUUAUUCGUUAUCCAUAAACGGUACUGAAAGAAAGUACGGUCAUAGCUCGAACGAUUACCUUACCGACGUGAUCAAUAAUCUGGCUGUAGAUUUUAUCAAAGAAUACUCCGGUGAUCAACCUUUUCUUAUGGUGUUGGCACCUCCAGCCCCUCACGAGCCAUUUAUACCUGCAGUCAGACACAAGGAUAAAUACAUCGGCAUAAAAGCAAAGAGAACACCAAAUUUUAAUGUACCCGUGAAUCAGGAUAAACAUUGGCUAGUUAGAAAAGGUCCAACCCCUUUGCCAGACAAUAUAUUACCAAAAUUGGACGACAUAUACAGAUCGAGAUGGGAAACCUUAUUAGCGGUAGACGAACUCGUUAAGAACAUACACGAUUUAUUAGAAGAGCGAAAUCUUUUAGACGACACUUACUUUAUUUACACCUCCGACAAUGGAUAUCACGUUGGCCAGUUCAGCAUGCCAAUAGAUAAGCGUCAACCUUAUGAAACGGAUAUACGUGUCCCGUUACUGAUAUCCGGUCCCGGAAUCGAGCUGUCUACGGUUUCUGCGCCAGUCAGCAGCGUAGAUAUCUUCGCCACGAUUUUAAACAUAGCUGGCGUGAAAUAUCCAUCGGACGGCACGACAUUAUUUAAUUCAAAUCGUAACUUACCUCAAGAUCGCACCGUUUUGAUAGAAUAUAGAGGAGAGAGGUCCAACGAGCCAUCGCCUGGUUGUCCAAGCGACGAUUUGAAUAUCACGUUAUGCGUGGAAGAGUUAGCGUGCAAAUGUCAAGAUGCUGUGAACAACACAUUCAGUUGCAUUCGCCGCGUUUCGCCGAAUUUCAACAACAUCUUCUGCAUCUUCGAAGACGAUCAGAGAUUCAUUGAAGCUUACGAUAUGAAUAUCGACGAAUACCAAAUGGUGAACAUCGGAUAUACUAUGAAAAAAGAAUUGAGAUACAGAUUCAGAAAACGUCUUAAGAGAAUGGUGGUAUGUCAGGCCGAACAAUGCGUUCUCACAGGACUGGGAAAUAAAUCUGAUAAGAGCACCGAAAGUUGUCUUAUUUCGAAUUAUUGCAUUUAUGGAAAUCGCCGUCGGAGAAUACGCCGCGAAUCUGGAUAUAAGAAUAACUCGCCUUGCGCUCGGGAGGGAGGGGCGCACCCCCCGCGACGGAACUGUUUUCUAAGCAAAUAUUUUUAUUAAAGCCCCGCGGAGAGAGUCUCGAAUAUCUGAAUAGCAAUGGCGAUAUUCGCGGAGGAAAAAGGAGCAGGGAUGGGAGGAGGAGGUGGUGGAAAAAAGCCGAGCGUCGAAGACAGAACGCGAGACUAUAUCGGACGUGUACAUAUUUAUAUUGCUAAAACGUUUCUGGUUCCUCCAGAGGAUUUGCAGCGAUGCACGCGAAACAAUGAUUCUCGCUACUCGAUAUACUUUAACUUGCUCGCGCUAUUAUUUCACGUGUAAGCGAUAUAAGCCAUUUCGAUUCGCGCACAAUACAGGUGAAUAUGGAAAAGCAAU
Mycetomoellerius zeteki is the source of this 2177-nucleotide messenger RNA. Its product is annotated as N-acetylglucosamine-6-sulfatase. Gene Ontology annotation, biological process: glycosaminoglycan metabolic process. Bases 219 to 1865 code for a protein of 548 amino acids. The record is from RefSeq and is a predicted model, not a curated record. Gene Ontology annotation, molecular function: N-acetylglucosamine-6-sulfatase activity; glycosaminoglycan binding. NCBI's taxonomy places the organism in Eukaryota, Metazoa, Arthropoda, Insecta, Hymenoptera, Formicidae. The transcript has 10 exons.